Messenger RNA from Labeo rohita (rohu), 1354 nucleotides. RefSeq names its product guanine nucleotide-binding protein subunit alpha-12. The coding region runs from base 42 to 1097 and encodes 351 amino acids. The transcript has 4 exons. Gene Ontology annotation, cellular component: brush border membrane; heterotrimeric G-protein complex. NCBI's taxonomy places the organism in Eukaryota, Metazoa, Chordata, Actinopteri, Cypriniformes, Cyprinidae. The record is from RefSeq and is a predicted model, not a curated record. Gene Ontology annotation, molecular function: D5 dopamine receptor binding; GTPase activity; guanyl nucleotide binding. Gene Ontology annotation, biological process: adenylate cyclase-modulating G protein-coupled receptor signaling pathway; Rho protein signal transduction.
UGCGUCCUUCUUGUUGCGAGUAAACUGAAAGUUGCGGGAACAUGUCUACAGCGUUACGCGGUCUGAGUCAGUGCUUUUUGCCGGACAGAUCAGAUGCGCGGCGGAGAAGCCGUGAGAUUGAUGCCAUGCUAAAACGAGAUCGCCAAAUACCUGUGGUUAUCCUCAUGGCAGGGUUUAAUAAAAGCGGAAAAACAACCUUCUUCAAACAAAUGCGCCUCAUUAACGGAGCAGAGUACAACCAAAGAGAAGUGCUUGAAUUCAGAGAAGCAAUUUAUGACAAUAUUAUGAAGGGUAUGAGAGUGUUGGUUGAAGAAAGAAAUAAGUUGGGCAUUCCUUUGCAAAACUCAGCCAAUGAGAGGCAUGAAAUGUUAUGUAGUUCUCAUGACUGGUGUAUGAAGUUGGAGCCCUGUACAUUUCAGCCUUAUGUUGAAGCUAUUGAUUCUCUCUGGAAGGAUUCUGGGAUUCAGGAAGCUCAUCGAAGGAGGAGCAACUUUAAGUUUUAUGAAUCAGUAAAGUACUUCUGUGACAACAUCCAUCGUAUUGGCCAGCUGAACUACUUGCCAUGUAAUCAGGACAUUCUUUAUGCACAUACAGUUGGACAGCAGUAUUGUGUGCUCCGCGAUACCCCAUUCAUGGUAGCAGAAUUCCAAUCCUGGCGUCGUCAUUUGUUUAAAACUGUCUCAUGUCUUUCUUCUGCAGUAUUCUUCUUUAUCAUUGGAUGCAGUGAUUAUGACCAAACUGACUUUGAGGACAACUACCUGGUGGGCACGUUGAAUACUUUUGAAUGCUUUUGCAAGAAUGGGUUUUUUCGCAAUUGCCCCUUCAUACUCUUCUUUAACAAAAUGGAUCUGCUGGCAGAAAAAGUACAGACUGCAGAUAUCCAGAAGCAUUUUCCUGAGUUCCAAGGUGAUCCCCACAGGCUGGAGGAUGUGCAGGAAUUCUUGGUUCAAAGCUUUGAAAAGAGGAAAUGGGAUGACAGCAGGCAGAUUUUCUAUCACAUGACCACUGCUGUGGACACAGAGAAUUUUCAGAAAAUGUUUGAGAGCGUUAAAGACACAAUAAUGGGCUUGAUCCUCAAAAACAUUUCAUUGCUGUAAGAGUUUCCCAAAUGGGGGUUCGUGAGUUAAGGAAAAGUUAACAACUCACUCAGAAUAAACAACUGGCGCUGCACAAUUAAUCUAAAUAACUUCAAAUUGCAUAUACAUUUGAAUAUGCUGCAUGUUACAGAGUGAAGAGCAAAAUAAAACCUUUAGGGUUUGUAUGUAUGAAAAUACUAAAUAUUUUGCAUUAAAAUAUUUUUUAUGUGUAUGAAAAUUAAAGACAUAAAUUACCACUGUAACUUGUAAUGGAUAAU